CUUAUUAAAUGACUACCAAAACGAGGAAGUAAAUAAGUCAUUCAGUAUUUUUGUACAUACCAAAAUAUAUUCGGAAUUUACCAUCUUACUAAACCAACUUUUUGUGAGUUUAAUAUAUAAAUAAGUUAACCGAUGGAAAGAGGUCAACAUAACAGGUCCUACAAUAAUCAUUUCCACAAACUAAUAUAAAGACAGUAUUGUUUUGAAUCCAAAAUGGUGGAAAAGGGGACAACACUUGGUGAUUUGAAGGAAAGACUUUUGGAUAUAUCAAAAUAUUGUCCUACCAAAAUAUUGAAUGCUGUGCGAAACUCUUAUAGGGGAUUUUUCUGGAACAAAGCAAAUCUUGAACAGGACUUACUCUUUCUAGACCAUCUCAUUGAGGUUCCAGCUAUGAAUAGAGAAAAGGAAAACUUUGACAUAAAAAACUUUGAAAAUGCAAUCGUCGAUUUCAUUGAAGUGCUCAUCUUUAUUACAGAAAAGAAAAACCCCGAAGAGUUCAGCUUUAAUAUUGUGUCAGUUGGCAGUUUCCCUCUUAAUCUAAAAAUUCUUGCAAUCAACGAAUUCGACUUUAUCCUGCCAUGGAUCAUACGCUCGGAUAACUUUGAUAACUCUUACAAAGAUUUCAUACAAGGAAAAACCGACACCCAACCCGCGGAAAAGUUGGAGUUUCAUAAACUUUUUGAAGAAACUAUUUCUGAUCUCACCAAAUCUGACGAAAGAAAAAAUGUUGAAAUUGAUGGUCCGUAUUUUACUGGACCUGCUGUAAAUAUAGAACUUUGCUGGAAGUGCUCAUGUGAUCAUAAACACAAAGUUAGUUUAGAUUUUACCAUAGCCAUAGAAACAGAUACAACUGUGGAAACAUAUUUUGAAAGUAAACUUUCACAUUUGAAGAAUUCUCCUUUUAACUGCUUAGUAGAAAAAACUAAAAGAGAUGGAAUUCAACAUAUAUCUAUUAUUUAUGAUGGGUUAAAGAAUUAUGUUGUUACAACUAAUCUAUUUGACACUUAUAUGUUCGCAAUAUGUGAUUACCUUUCUAUGAACAUAAGAAUGUGUUACAGAAUUCUUAAAUUCAUACGCGAUGUUCUCUUCCCUCGUCAUUUUCGACAGAGAUGGUAUUUUUCGGGCGAAAUAAAUGAUGCCUUUGACCAAGGUGUGUCCUCGCAUGUAUUAAAACAUGUUCUUUUCAGUGAAGUCAUCAAGUUUCCGAGAAAAGAGCACUGGAACGAAGGCAAGAUAUGUGCAAGAAUUUCAUCGAUGUUGACUUGCUUAACUGAUGCAAAUAGCGAUAGCUUUAACUCUAGUUAUGAUGCCAUUGAGUUGAAACUAAGGGAUUGUUUCACACAGAGAAAUUUUUGUUUACACAAUGAAACCUUUUUGUUAUUAGAGAUCAUCAUCAAGGAUUUACAGGUGAUUUUAUUGAAAGGAAUUCUACCAAAAAAUGACGAACAAUGCACAACCAGUAACAGUAAUAAUGGUUUUUACUUAUCAGUCAAGGGACGUCUGUUUAAAGUCGAAACGUCUAUGAUACAUAGCUUGCUGUCUCUGUUUGCUGCAAAGAUUCCGAUAAUGAGAAAACACGAAUUAGGGUCGGAUAUUUUAGAAAGCAAUUUCGCCAAAUGGAUUUACAAAUAUUCGCAUUCUUUAACAGAAAAGCUCUUUCUUCUGGACCUGACUACCCACACACCGGAAAUGGUUGAAAAGAUCGUUGGCUUGUUUAAAGUUGAUGUGAUAGUUCAAGAAGAUUUUUCCUCGAAAAAUUAUAAAAAGAAAAUAGAAAAAUUUGAGACCAUUUGCCAAGGUUGUGAAAUGGAAUUUAAGUGGGCUUUAGGAGAAUAUGCCGGGAGAUCUAAUCAAAUAGUGAAUACUUCAGAAAACACUGAAAUUUGGAAAAAAGAAUUAUAUUCCGAUCUUCGUCAGAUUUUUGAAUCUGCGAGUAUUCAUGAUAUUGCUAUAGUUCACAAAAAUAUUCACAAAAAGGAAAUCGACGACGAAGCUCAAAGCAAGAAAUUAAAAGAAAUCGGUCGCAUAUUUAGCCAUUAUUUGCAACAGUUAAAAACCAAAAAAACAACACUUUCUGAUCAGUCUAUAAAACUUGAAAUUUAUUUUCUUUUGGAGUGGUAUUGGUUGAAAUUCAUUAUGGAAAGUAUAAGAGAUAUGCUGAGUUGAGUCAGUCCUAAAAUGAACUUACAUCGGACUCACACUAGUACGUAUGUUCUAUGUACUGAUAUGAAUUGAACACCUUGUGGCAGUAUAAUAUAAUUCUUUUUAUAUACUUUGCAAAUAAUUGUUUAUAUUGUGUUAUUUGUAAAAAAAGGUAUAUCAAAGAUAUAUGUCACCUUGAUUAUUUCAAGCUACAUACAGGCUGUGUAAGUUUCUCAGAUUUUGAAGGAAAAUUCAUUAUAAAAACAUUAUCAUGUUCAAUAUGCAAAUGAACACUGUUUGCACCACGCUUUUAAGUCCGGCCAUUUUUUUUUUUAUGUUAGCCCAUUAUUACAUUCUAUAUUUAUGAAAAAACUUGAUUUUGAAAAUGUUUAAUAGUGCGGCAUUAUCUUUUAAUGUACUAUCAUGGAAGUAUUAAAUUGUCAAAUACUUCCAUGAUAUUAUCAACUAUAAAAAUAUUUUUCUUGG
Mytilus californianus (California mussel) is the source of this 2628-nucleotide messenger RNA. RefSeq lists its product as uncharacterized. The record is from RefSeq and is a predicted model, not a curated record. The transcript is spliced from 2 exons. Lineage: Eukaryota; Metazoa; Mollusca; Bivalvia; Mytilida; Mytilidae. The coding region runs from base 214 to 2166 and encodes 650 amino acids.